ACCCUUUCCAUCAUGAAAUCAUUAAUGAAUCCUCUAUCACUUCUUGUUAACGGUUCUGAAAAUUCACGGGAAGUCGCUCAAGACUUGGAAAUCCAAGCUCUUGAAACUUACGAAAAAUUCAAACCUCCACCACCAACUCACACGUUCAAACGGAUGCCAAAUUUUUGGGGACGUGAGAAAGAGAAACGAACUAUUGAUGAAAUUUUGCGAGGAGAUCCCAGAUGGAUCAUUAUUAAUGGAGUCAGAAGCACCGGAAAAACCGCGUUAUUACAUGAAAUCCUUACAGACGAUAAAUACCAUGUAAUUCAUUUGGAUUUACGUGUCCCAGGUUUCUCCGACUUACGUUCCUUCACCGCAGAACUCGCAUCUCACCUGGAAACCUUUCUCUUACGAAUAUCUGAACACCAACAACCGCAAACCAAAGAUCGAUACAAAAUUUUCGAAGAUCAUGCGACCAGGAUAAAACGCUUUCGACUCGAAGGGCCUGAAAACCUCGAGAAGAAAGGAUUACAACAACAAGCACAGCAUUCUGAUCCAAAUGAAAAUGCAAAGUUCGCAGCGACAA
This is a messenger RNA of Acaulospora morrowiae, 565 nucleotides long. NCBI's taxonomy places the organism in Eukaryota, Fungi, Glomeromycota, Glomeromycetes, Diversisporales, Acaulosporaceae. The record is from the annotation of a GenBank genome assembly.